Ceratotherium simum simum (southern white rhinoceros) is the source of this 788-nucleotide messenger RNA. RefSeq names its product keratin-associated protein 2-1-like. Lineage: Eukaryota; Metazoa; Chordata; Mammalia; Perissodactyla; Rhinocerotidae. The record is from RefSeq and is a predicted model, not a curated record. Gene Ontology annotation, cellular component: keratin filament.
AGGAGGAAGGCAUUCACACCUGAGAACACUCAACUCCUCUCAUCAGCCCAACCCAACCCAGCCCAGACACCACCAUGACCGGCUCCUGCUGUGGCUCCUCCUUCUCCUCCCGGAGCCUUGGGGGAGGCUGCUGCCAGCCCUGCUUCAGCCGCGACCCCUGCUGCGGCCGCCCCGUGUUCUACCGGACCACCGUGUGCCGCCCCGUGACCUGCGUGCCCCGCUACACGCGCACCAUCUGCGAGCCCAGCCGCCGCCCCCUCUGCUGUGACCCGUGCUCCCUGCAGGAGGGCUGCUGCCGCCCCAUCACCUGCUGCCCCACGUCCUGCACGGCCGUGGUCUGCCGGCCCCGCUGCUGGGCCUCCACCUGCUGCCGGCCCAUCUCUGUGCAGUCCCCCUGCUACCGCCCCUCCUGCUGCCAGCCUGCCCCCUGCCACACCAUCUGCAGGACCUCUCACUGCUGAAACCCCUCUGUACCCACAGAACAACACUCUGGAGCCUAAGCGCCUAUUCUGCAUUUUAAUCAAGUUGAAAGAAAAAUAGAUUUUUUCAUAAGGUGACAACAGUGAUUUUUAUGUCUUACCAUUUGGAUACACUGAGAUACACAAGCAGAUGUCUAUCACCACCUCACCAAAUUCCUAGGUGUCCCCAUGGAUGCCAAGUCCACCUUUAAAAGUCCCCAAAGUGGACUUCACACACCCAUCCUGAACUCCGGAGGCUGCUCAAACCCUCCCCAUGAUCUUGUGUAAUGUGCUGCUCCCCUGUUUUCAAUAAAUUAAUUUUCCUGCAAA